AGGACCUUUCUGAAAUGAACUAGAGAAACAAAAACUUUGUUCAUCGGACAGUACAGGGCGCGAUUAGUUAAGGACAAACACUGUGUUUCUCUAGCCCUAUGAUAUCUUCUGAACUUCAGAUGACGAUAUGAAAGUAACACCACGCGUAUUUCCGUCAAAAUGAGCACGCUUUCCUUAGUUGCGCUUAUAGUUGUAGCUUUGGCAGCAUUUCCCAACCGCUGCAUCUGGAAAAGUAGAAGUGGGUAUGGCGUUUUGGUUUCAGGCCAAGUCGCAAUCGCUGCAUCGGCCUGCCAACCUUUGCGAUGGAACCCUUCGGCCGCUAGCUCUUGCACCGUGUUCGACGACAUGUGUGUGGAUCAUGGCUCUAUGUUGAUUACGCACGAACAUCGCUAUCAAAUAGAAAAUGUAAGACGGCAAGAUACACCAGGCUUACCAGCCAUGAAAUGGAACUUACCAAUGCGCGUCAACAGCUAUCCUGACGCGUUGGGAGGCUGGCAGCCAGACUUCCAAGUUAUGAUCCGACCAGUUAGCAAGGUGGAGCCAACGCCACCCUUAAGGCACCCGAACUGGUCAAAUUGUACCCUGCCGGUGAUUAUCAUGGGCGACUUCUUGUACAACUACAAAACGUUCGUGACCAAAGUCUUGACGGACGUGGACAGCAUGUUCCGCAUUAAAGGCUUGGCGCCGGACUACGACGCCACGCUUGUCCUGGCCACCCCCAGCGGUCUCGCCCUCGAGCCGUACCAUGCCGCACUGCUCUCGCCGUACAGUCGCAGGCCACUCAUAACCCUCGCGGAGCUGGGUCGACGCGGCCUGGAGGGGCGGCCGGCGCAGUGGGCGACGGAAGGCGUGCGAGUGCACUGCUUUUCCAAGGUGCUCGCAUGCAAGCUGGACCAGCGGGAGAACACCCCGCCCCACCACGCCGCGAACGCCGUCAUCUCGCACCUGGGGGCAGCCGUACCGCCCGACCCCCUGGGUUUCGGAGCGGCAGGAGCCGCAGCAGCAGCAGGAGGGGGCUGGGACGAGAGCGUGCUGCGGGUGGUUGUGGAGGCGCGAUCAGCCCCCUGGCGCAGUUUGAAAAACGUGGAGGAGAUCCUGAGGGCAUGCGAGCAGGCCAAUGCUCAAGGUUUCUCCGCGGGCCCCUUCCGGCGCAUCCUCUGUAAGCCCCUCCCAGCCUCGUACGACAGCGCUCUACCAGCCACCGGCUCCGUCGACCUGUCAGGACCCGCAGCAACCGCUCUGUACGGCGUGCUAGGUGCCGUACGAUCUGCGCAUCUCUUCAUUUCGAUUUCUGGCUCCAGCGGCGCGCAUGCGUUCUUCAUGCAGCAUAGCAGCGGAGAGGCGGGCGCUGGGCAAUCUGGGUCGGGGCUGAUUGAGGUCCGGCCGUGCGGGUGGGGCUCAGCGCAUGCGGGGCGGGCAGAUGGGGCGCCUGAUGCUAUGAUGGGGCAGCUGCAGAGGGGAGACGACGCCAUCCGCUUCUUCGCCUACAAUGUGGAGGACACCGCGCAGUGCUCUCCGCCCGACUUCGAGCCCGCACUUCGAACAGCCGCCGCCAACGGCUCCUCCUCCUCCUCUGCCUCCGCCGCCUCCUACAUCCAGCCGCAGCCCAUCCACACGCUGGAGAACAAGUCGCCCCCGCGCUACUCGCCGGCUGAGCUGCUGGUGCGAGACCAGCACCUAACGCUAAAGCCUGCUCCGCUGCUAGCCAUGGUGC
Molecule: messenger RNA, 1714 nt
Organism: Astrephomene gubernaculifera
Lineage: Eukaryota; Viridiplantae; Chlorophyta; Chlorophyceae; Chlamydomonadales; Astrephomenaceae
Source: the annotation of a GenBank genome assembly